Messenger RNA from Bombus terrestris (buff-tailed bumblebee), 3185 nucleotides. RefSeq names its product DNA replication complex GINS protein PSF1. Gene Ontology annotation, cellular component: GINS complex. Bases 71 to 679 code for a protein of 202 amino acids. The transcript is spliced from 6 exons. Gene Ontology annotation, biological process: DNA strand elongation involved in mitotic DNA replication; DNA replication. The record is from RefSeq and is a predicted model, not a curated record. Lineage: Eukaryota; Metazoa; Arthropoda; Insecta; Hymenoptera; Apidae.
GAUGUUCAAAAAAUUUUAUUCUUAUUAUUAUCAGUAGUAUUAUAUAUAUUUUUAACUAUAUUUUUAAAAUAUGUAUGGAAGAAAAGGCUUUAAACUUAUUUCAGAACUAGAUUUAUAUUCUGAUAUAUUACCAUUCAAUGAGGUACUUGUUAAAGAAGUUUUACAGGAGAUGCAAUGUCUCUAUGAUGCAAACGUAGCAGAUAGCAAUGCCAUUAGGAAUGAUGAUAAUAUGGCAUUAUUGCCAUCAGUACAGUUGAGACAUACAGCAUUAAAAAGAAAUAAAAGAUGUGUCUUAGCAUACAUAUAUAACAGAAUGAAAAAACUAAGAGAAUUACGAUGGGAAAUAGGGAGCAUUCUACCACCAGAAAUAAAUUCCAAUCUAUUAAAUGCUGAAAUUCAAUGGUUUCAGUCAUACAAUAAGUCUUUAGCUAAAUACAUGAGAUCUUUAGGAGAAGACCAUGGGUUCAAUCUAACAACAAACAUGGUACCUCCAAAAACUCCUUAUGUAGAGGUCAAAUGUGUAGAGGAUUUUGGAAGAUUGGAAUUAGAUGAUGGGCAAGUUAUUUUGCUAAAAAAAAAUACAUAUCAUUUGCUACCAAGAUCUGUAUGUGAACCAUUGAUACGGCAAGGAAUUCUUGAACAUAAGAGAAUUUCCCGUGUAAACUUAAAUUCCUUAUAACAGCGCGCAGUUGAUUCAAACAGUUGGAAGCUUGUCUGCAUGCGCUGCAUCACGCCUUGUGCUCAAAUUCUUCCCUAUUGACAGAAGACGAUGCAAGCAAUUCAUUUUAAAUCGAUCCAAUCGACUAACGUGAGCUUCAUUUGUUGCACUUGCGGCUUGACAUCUUUAAACGGGUAAGUGAUCACUUAAGAAAUAUAUAGUUACUUUUUCCAAUAAAUUAUUUGCAUUUUGUUUAAAUCUGCUUAUAAUUUUUAUUCGAAAAUAAUUUAAAUAUCUGACAAGCAGAUUGUUGUAUAAAUAAUACUUUUCAAUAUAAUACAUAAAAAAUUUACAGAGCUGACUCAGAGCUAAACAGGUUCAAAAAUAUAAUAUGUUUUAUUUUUAUUUCUAUCGUAAUAAGGAUACAACAAAAUACUAAUACUAGUACUUUAUCUGCUUCAACUUCGAGUCACUGUAUUUCUCUAGACUUUGAACACUUCAAACAUGAUUAAUAUGUUUAACUUUGUAGAAUACAAGUAAUUAAGAGGUGCUAUUGUUUUUUAAAAAAUUUAUUUACCAUCGAGGACUUUUCUAGACUUUAUAAAUGAAUCACAUCAGAAUCACAUCGCAUUGUGAAUGACAUCAGAAAUGUCAUCGUGCGAGCGCAUUUGAUACAUGUACAAUGUACAAAAAGUGAAUUCAAGGUGCGAUAACUAAGUUAUUGAUAAUGAAUGGUAUAUCUAUCGUUGAAUUUUGCAAAUGAAUUCGUGAACAAUGCAGAUAUAAUGUGUAUGUAGACGUACUGAGCUUAUCACAGUUAGGUUUUUCCCAGAUAGCUUUCGCACCAAAUUCCCAUUCAUCGUUAUUAUAAAAAAGUUUGGUCACAUCUUUUUUCACACAAGGUCAGUGACAAAUUUCCAUCAAUAAAUCACACAUUAUCAGAUCGAUAAGGAAAGAUUUAUAUGAUUGUACAAACAGAAAUAGUAUUCAUGAAAUUAUUCUAUUCAUUAUUAACCAACGAUUACAUAAAAUUAUAUAAUUCAUUUGUCAUUGGUCUACAGAUUAAGACUAUCAUUUACAAAUGCUUUUACAACCUUCAUCAAUUCACAGUGGCCUUUCACUCUCAUUUAUGUAAUAUAUUAAUAUGAGCUAUUUUUCCGAAAUAAGAAAGUACAUGUUAUGACAGCGGUCUGGGAUUAUCGGUGUACUAACGGUUUGUGUAACGGACGAUAAGAAAUACGAUUUCCCUUUGUUUUAAGGUCGAGUGCUAGUAACCAUCUUUGGGGAAAACCGUAUUUAAACUCCCAUGAAUAGGACCGAAAUUCACUUUCAGAGCGCAUUGUACCAACGUAUCUUCUUUGUUUACCUACUUUGUAAUACCGUAGUAUUUGAAAUUAUUUGUAAAUAUUGGUAAAUCUCUAAGUCGGAAAUGUCAAUGGAAUUUCCGGUGAGUGUGUAUCAUACGGAUUGACAAUUCAAAAAGAAAGUAGAACGGUGAAAUCUGCAUGUUCCUACAGAAACAUAUACGCGUUUGACAUACUCGUUCACAAUAACUUAACGCUUUCCCAUCGCUCUUUAAGUACCUAAUAAAAUUUGAUUUGAAUUUAUCGAUAAUUCAAAUGCGAAAUAAAGAUUUAAGCCAUAGUUCAUUAGAUUCAUCAUUCUCAGUUAGCAAACGGAUACCUGUCUUUUUACUUCGUAAAAAAUAAUAAAGGUAAAGAAACGAAUGUCAAGUAGAUAAAUUACGACCAGGUAAAUGACUGUAAAGUGAGAAAAUGCGCGUUCGUAUGCAAUGUUGCGACGUCGAAAAAUUUCUUCUGCGCCCGAUCAGAUACCGUAGUAAACUUUAGAAUUUGCUUUUCUUUUAGAUCGUUUUGUACAUUACCUGAAAAGUAAUUUCAUAAAUAAUAAUUGAUAACUUAUUUAGAAAUACUCCUAUGAUAUAUGUUCGUAUAUAUCGGAAGAUAAAGAUUUGCUUAAAGAAAUGAAAUAAUCCAUCAAACUACUUCCGCGUAAAAUUGCGAAAUUAUUUGCGGUAAAUAAGGUGGGAAUUCUUUCAUGGAGUUUCCGACUCAGCUUUCUUUUUCUAAACUGGUUAUCUAAAGAAUGCCAAGUUAAAUUGAGUACACAGUGUAUACGCGCAGCUGGCCCUGCCAGAGGAUGAUGGGUUUUCCCACCCCUACCUUUCCCCUUUGAGAGCUCACAAACCGUUGAUACCGCCAGAGGUUCCACUGUGCUGAGCGGCCAUCGUGGAAGUUAUUCAGCGCGUCACACGUAACAUUACACGAUUAGUUCGUUUCCAGACAGCGCGUUGAGUGGAGUUUCGACACAGUUACAAAUUCGCACGGUUAUCGAGUAUAUAUUAUUUUGUUUUCUUUCUCUGCAGUUCUCCGUCAGAAACAUAAACUUUUAUUCAACAGACCUAACCUUUCCUUUGAAACCGUCUUCCUCACUAAUAUGUGAAAUUUUCUGAUAAACGCGAAAUUAUCGUGGAACGACGUGCACUAGCCACCGUUAUUUACGAACA